AUGACAGACGAGAUUAUCUUGUUGGAUUUUUGGCCUAGCAUGUUUGGUAUUAGGGUCAGACUUGCCCUGGCAGAGAAGGGCCUCAAGUAUGAAUAUAAAGAGGAGGACCUUAGGAAUAAGAGCCCUCUGCUUCUUGAGAUGAAUCCAGUUCAUAAGAAAAUCCCGGUUCUGAUCCACAAUGGAAAGCCCAUUUGUGAGUCUCUGAUAAUAGUUCAGUAUAUUGAUGAGGUUUGGCACGAUAAAUCUCCGCUUUUGCCUAGUGACCCAUACCAGAGAGCUCAGGCCAGGUUCUGGGCGGACUACGUAGACAAGAAGGUAUGUCUUUGCUGUUGAUUUAAAGCAUUUUUUUUCCAUUGAUUCAUGGCGAUUGGCUCAGAUUUUGAUAAUGAU
Molecule: messenger RNA, 390 nt
Organism: Vitis vinifera (wine grape)
Lineage: Eukaryota; Viridiplantae; Streptophyta; Magnoliopsida; Vitales; Vitaceae
Product: probable glutathione S-transferase
Exons: 1
Coding region: 1-333 (110 amino acids)
Biological process (GO): glutathione metabolic process
Cellular component (GO): cytoplasm
Molecular function (GO): glutathione transferase activity
Source: RefSeq, a predicted model, not a curated record